Molecule: messenger RNA, 849 nt
Organism: Chaetomium globosum CBS 148.51
Lineage: Eukaryota; Fungi; Ascomycota; Sordariomycetes; Sordariales; Chaetomiaceae
Exons: 1
Coding region: 1-849 (282 amino acids)
Source: RefSeq, a predicted model, not a curated record
AUGUCUUCCGAUAACGGGAACUCGACCACCAACGUAAACGACAUGGCUCGGCAGCGGCGCGGUUCUAUCACCUCGAGCGCCUUCACCAACCUCUUCCGUAACAACUCGGUCUCGCAACCCACCACGGCACCUUUUUCCACUCCACUAAGCUCCUCCGCCGCUAACGAUCAACGCCGGAGGCUCUCUGUCACAACGCUUGGGCUUUCAGGCACUUCCCCGACGACUUCGGCCCUCUUUCGCCGCGGUAGUCUGUCUACGAACUCGGAUUCGAUCGACGAGAACGCUAUUGAGGAUGAGGAGAGCACCCGCACCGCGCCGGUGACCCCGUUCUCCCGCCGCAUGAGUUUCGGCGCCUCUCAAGCUAUGCGAGGCUCGCGAAGCGCCACUACUCCUGGCAACAAUGGUAGGCAGACCCAGUCGGUCCGUCGCAGCAGCACCGCCCUCGGUAGCCCACCCACGCCGCCACUGCCCUCUUCCGGCAUUGGGAACUACACGUGGGGCCAGAUCUCUUCCCAGGCAAGCACUGCAAACCAGUCCAGAACAGCUUCUGACUUCUGCCCCACUUCUGCUCGAUCAGACCAAGGCUUCAAUUGGUCCGAUCAGCUUAGGUCUCGCGCCGAGAGCACCGUCGCCUCCGGCCCCCGGCCCUCGUUCUCCUUGGGUUCGGGUCUCGGUGGAUCCCCUCCCCGGGCCGGCCCAAUCCCAGCUCCCAGCAGCCCUCGCCAUGACCGGGCCAAAUCCGUCUCUGACAUGCCCGCACCUCCGGCACAGCCCCCGCGACCGCGGGGGCCCCAAAAGCCCGAUGCUUUCCAGGAGAGGAUUCUGAAGGGCGAUUUCUACAUGGACUAG